This is a messenger RNA of Cucurbita moschata (crookneck pumpkin), 1420 nucleotides long. Its product is annotated as transcription factor MYBS3-like. Gene Ontology annotation, biological process: response to gibberellin; response to ethylene; response to auxin. Gene Ontology annotation, molecular function: DNA binding. The transcript has 3 exons. NCBI's taxonomy places the organism in Eukaryota, Viridiplantae, Streptophyta, Magnoliopsida, Cucurbitales, Cucurbitaceae. The record is from RefSeq and is a predicted model, not a curated record. The coding region runs from base 127 to 1200 and encodes 357 amino acids.
UACCACAAAAAAUCCUCUCUCUCUUUCAAUUCUUCUAAUUUCUCGCGAUCUUCAGUUCCACCAUCUUCUCUCAUUUGUGCUCUCUUCACUAACUCGGGGGCUUGACUCGCCGGGUCACCGGUCGCAAUGACUCGGCGUUGCUCUCACUGCAGCAACAAUGGCCACAACUCCCGCACCUGCCCCUCCCGCGGCGGUAGAGUCGGCAGUGGUGCCCUUUCCAGCGGCGGCUGUGGUGGUGGUGUGAAGCUCUUUGGGGUUAGGCUCACCGAUGGGUCUUUCAUCAAGAAAAGCGCUAGCAUGGGUAACCUCUCUGCACAUUACCAUAGUUCUUCUUCCGCCGCCGCCUCGCCGAAUCCUGACUCCCCUAACUCCGACGCUGUUCAUGAUACCGAUGGCUUUCUUUCCGACGAUCCUUCCCAUGCAACCUGCUCUGCUAAUCGAGGGGCUGAAAGGAAGAAAGGUGUUCCAUGGACAGAGGAGGAGCAUCGAUUAUUCUUAUUUGGUCUUCAGAAACUGGGGAAAGGAGACUGGCGCGGGAUUUCUCGAAAUUUUGUUAUUACAAGGACUCCAACUCAGGUGGCAAGCCAUGCCCAGAAGUAUUUCAUUCGGCUGAGUAACGCAACAAGAAGAAAGCGUAGGUCAAGCCUUUUCGACAUGGUUCCAGAGACGGAAACUGAUCUGCUGCGUGCGCCAGAAGAUGAAGUUUUACAUGGUUAUCAGGCAAAAGAAACAGAGAACACUGGUUCACAACCUUCACUAAAUCUCUCACUUAACUCAGAGUUCCAUAUCAUGGAAACUGCAGUUGAAGAAAAUGGUAAAGAACUUGAUGAACCCAAGAUGGAAGUUGCUGGUUUCCCGCCUAUGAUACCGGGAUACAUCUCGGCUUACGUGCCUGUUCCUUUUUCUAUUUGGGCACCAAGUACAGUCCCAAUUGAAGAAGAAAAGGGUGUAGAAAUGUGUCAUCAUGAGGUACUAAAGCCAAUUCCAGUUGUGCCAAAGGAACCUGUCAACGUUGAUGAACUAGUCGGCAUGUCUCAACUCACUCUACGAGAGCACGAAAGGGAGCAUAAAGAGCCUUCACCUCUGACCUUAAAAUUGAUAAGCGAACCCUCAAGACGACUGUCAGCAUUUCAUCCAAAUGCUCGAGUCAGUCGUUCGGAGUUAAACAAGGACGACAAUGACACAAACAAAGCUCUUUGAAACAAGAAGGGAGGCGUCUUAUUAUGCAUCGUGAGAUUUCCUUGAAAAAUUACACCCCUAAUUAGUUUUGUCUUUCAUAGAAAGUUUGGUAGUGUGGAUGUUUUAAUGAUAAUGUAGGCCAGAGAAAGUUCUUAAAGUAUAUGUAUUCUUUGUAACUGUAACAGGUAGAUAUUGUAAUAAAUAUAUUAAUAAGGAGAUCCUAACUUGAUUUCGUGGAUAA